AUGCAGAUGACACGGCACCUAUGGCCUGCCUUGUCGCUGAUCCCGGGCUUGCUUCCCAUCGUGACGAGCGUUGAGCCCAUCACAAAGCCUCCUCCUGAUGUGGCCGCCUUUGCUGCAGCAAUUGCACUUGACGCGCUGGAAGACGUGCAGAGGCUGGAAACUCAGAUUACAGCGGACGAGAGCCGGCGGUUGACAAGCAGUGAUGUGGGGCCUUUGGAGAUCUACUCGUACAUCGACGAGUCUUUAGGACUCUUGAUCGACACAGCUUUGGCAGCGGUACGCCAUGCGGUGGCUGCAACUGCUGGAAGCGAGCCGAAUCCGGUCCUCACGUCCGAGGCAUCCUUGCUGGAGAGGCAGCUCAACAACAUGCUGGGGGCCCAAUCCAAGGAGCCUCUCUUCUUUUGGCAUGGUCCGAAGCGAUAUGUGUCAGCACAGUUGCAGCGAAUCUUCGGAAGGGGGCCUUGGCACGAGAAGCUCAAGGAGGUGGCGACGUCGGCUUCUCCAAGCCUUUCGGCUUUGGUGGGAAAGGUCGGUCAGGACACUCGCAGAUCACCUCUUCAGGGGCGGCUUCCUGAAGUUGGCCUUGCGGUCGAUGACGGCUACUGCUCCAAAGGCGACGAAAACAGCGGUGUGGCACCCUAUGCAGUGUUGCAUCUGCGGAUCGACAGGGCUUUUGGCCUCCCGGCCGCCGACUUCACGGGCCUCUCGGAUCCCUACGUGAACGCACAGCUGAACGACCACGCUCUGCCGGAAGUUCGGACGAAGACCCGGACGCAGACUCUGGCGCCCAAGUGGGAAGAGGAGUUCCACAUCCGAAUCUUUCGGCCUGGCAGUGUCCUGUCUGUCUACGUGCAUGACGAAGAUUUCGGAGAAGCCUCGAAGAUCGGCUUGGCAGGAGCCUUCAUGGGUCUCAGUGACGACUUGCUGGGAUAUGUGGACAUCUCUAUUGAGCGACUUCCUCUGAACACGAAAGUCUGCGGCUGGUUCAACCUCUGGGACCCAAAUGACCACAAGCAUCGUUUACUGAACUACAAAUCCAGGGCCGCAAAUCUGGAGCAGGGCAUCCGUCCACAAACAGUCGGUCGCAUUCGACUCCAACUGACGCUCCACGUUGCACAGCUUCAGCAUGAGUUGUUUGCGCAUUGCUUGGGGCCUCCGGCCUUCGAAGAGCCCCAGCACCCGCUGAGAUUUGCGAAGCUUUUUGGGGACGUGUCGACCAUCUCUCACCUGAUCCAGGACUUCAGCUCUCUCUGCAGUCCGUUGGCAGAGCAGGCUGAGCGCUUCAGCAGCCUGCUAUGGUGCACAGUGAUUCUUCUUGUCUGGAGACCAGAAUUCAUCCUCCCCCUGCUCAGCUUGUCGUUGUCAGCGAUGCUUUACGCUGCCGGUCGGCCAGCUGAGGCGCCUCCUAAAGGGAACGAGGAGCAAGACAACUCGGAUGAGGACUUGCCCACCCCGGAGAAGGAGGAGCCGAAGAAAGCCGAAGAAGAGACCAUCGAUCCAGCCCUCGAGAAGGUUUUUGCAGCUGCAGAAACGAGUCUUCCCCCGGAGCAGUACAGUGAUUUUUCGACGGUCCAGACAAAUCUGGAUCAAAUCGUCGGGAUGGCUCGGAGCUUCGAAGCGCUCAAGGCCAUGGUGCUGCUUUACAGGCUGCCCGUCUGUGGGGGUCUCUGGUUCCUCACCGCGCUGCUCAUUUAUUUGAGAGAGUGGCAGGGCCUGUUGAUACGCUUGCUGCUGACUGCCGGCGGUGGCUUUCUGCUUGUUGACCAGUCUUGCAUCGCUAGAAUAGUCAGAGCUUUCGCGGCCUACAGGACCCGCAAGAAGCCCUUGAGGGAAUUCCAGCCGCACGACGUUCAGGGUGCCAGUCCCAAGACUCCAGCGGCUCGGAGGAACACACAAGUACUGACUCCGAACGCUGUGGCGGCUCUGAGCAACAGUCCUGCCAACAUCCAAUCCGACGGCAAGCCAAUGCAACAUCGCUUGCAGGAAGGCUCCUGGACGGAGCCCAAGUGGUGCCAGCACUGUGGCGGCUUCCUCUGGGGUGUUUGGAGGCAAGGUUGGCAGUGCAGCCACUGCUCCAUUAUCCUGUGCCACACUUGUGCCACGGACGCUGACCUGGAUUUCUGCUCAGGUGAACCCUGCGGCCUGGAAGCCGAAGUGCAGGCGCUUGCCGCUCUGAGCAAGAAGGAGUUCCCGAAGAGCGACGGCAUCGUUCAUGUGAUCAUGCUCACCAUGAACGAGGCCUCUUUGCAGCGCCUGGGUUCCCUUCUGGGCCCUCUGAAAGCGAAGCUCUUCGUCUCGGCAUCUCUGCCUCCGGAGCUCUUCGAUGCCCUGGAUCCAAGGGAGGCUUCCAAGCCCGGAAACGUGGCUCAGCUCAUGGACUCCUACAUCUCCAGCCUCAUCAAGGCUACGGGCAUCUCAAUCGACUUGAUCUGGCUGCCCUAUGCUGCCUUCAAGAAGCAGUACUGGACUGGCACGCAGAAGAUGCUGGAGAAAAAGCGGUCCUGGAGUUAUGGCAUUCGAGCCGAGGUUCACCAAGCCUCGGUUGUUCAGAAACUGCUGGUGCGAAAUCCUGCUCCAGUUGCGUGGCUGGCCACAGAUGACUUGCUGCGGCCAGUGCAUCAGGAUUCGGUUGAAGCGGCGCGUCAAGCGGGCAUUCCUUGUGUGUCUUUCCCUCGCAAGGAGGUGACACAAGGCUUUGCUGCGAAGUACUUCGGAGCUGCAGGUCUCAAGAAGGAGCAAUCUGUCCAAGUAGCACAACUUCAUUGGGCCUGGCAGCGAGGCCUCUCUGCAACUUGGCGCGGCGGCGUGCUGCAGCCCGCAGAGGCACAGUUCGACAUGCACGUGCUCAAAGCAGCCGCGUUUUCGUCGUCACAUUCGCAGGCAGGACACGAGCAAGUCCCUUCUGAUUCGUGGAGUGUUUCGUCUCCGCUGGAGGCAGCGUUGCACAACAGCAGGCUAGUCUUGCAAAAGGCAGAGGUGCCUUCCACCGGCGCCUACAAGGAGGCCGAUGUCAGCUUCACUCCUGGCGUGUCCGGGGCCGUGCUCAAAGGCCUUGCGGAUCAAGCGAAGACCUUCAAGGCUGGCUGA
Molecule: messenger RNA, 3087 nt
Organism: Symbiodinium sp. CCMP2592
Lineage: Eukaryota; Dinophyceae; Suessiales; Symbiodiniaceae
Source: the annotation of a GenBank genome assembly